UCUGUAUGUUUAUGAGUAUAUUUACGUAUUUCAGUGGCUGUAUGUUUUUUUGAGAAAUAAUUCGCUGGUAGCUUUUUAAGUUGCGAAUGAAGCAAUGAGAGCUUCUAUAGUACAUAGCACAUAGCAUGUACGUCAAUGAGACGCGUUCGCGCACUUCCAAACACUUUGUAGCGCAGAUUGAAACGGCGAUGCCGGCGUCUCUCUUGCCGGUGCGCUGUGCCCUAAGGACUGUGACUAAGCAGUACCCACCACUAAGUUUUACUCUUGUGGACGCCGUUUAAAGGCAGCGAAAACAGAUUCGACGCAACAGCUAUGCGACAAGAGCUGUACGUGGAGGAUUACUCUAAUACUUGUAUCAUUCAGUGAGAAGCGCAUCGGGAUAAUGUAGCGCCGGGUGGACUUUACACUUUACACACCGCAUAGCCGGCUUCUUAAAAUUGGUUACGGUAGGCGUCGCAUCGUUGUUAGACGGCAAACGUUAGUACAGUAUAAAUUUCUUACGUUGCCAGGUUCGGGUUCCGAAGGUUAGUGUUAAUCCACCCAGUAUUUAAUCUCAAAAGAACUUAAAAGUAAAAACACUUCAGCCCGUGGUGAAAAACUUGGAUACCGUUUUUAAAUUAAUGAGAUUGUUCAUUGCACCGAUGAUGGACCGCAUUCCAACCAGCGAAAACUGCUGCUACCGUCAACCAAAAGUGUCACCCAUUUACUUACUUCAUAAUAGAAUUCUUUCCUUAACAAUAAUAUUAUAAUAUUUGUAUAAAGCAGUUCAUACAAUAUGGCCGCGAGGAAUUAUGCGUAGUCAUACAUUCCAUGACUGCGCAGUCGUCAGCGAAGUAAGGAAGCGGCUGAUGCUGAACAAGCUGACGAUCGAAGCGUUGCUCACACAGCCGUCAAUGAAUGCUCCCACAAAUCCAGGAGCUGCGCAGUAGUUGUAUGUGUCUGUUAAUGUCAGUGAUGAUAAUGAGAGAAUCAGCUUUGUGCGAAGGAUGUCAUCCGCGACUUACGCCAUUGGAACAAUCCCUACGUCAAGCUGAACAGGAAGCCCAGGAUGGUCGGAUAUUACUGCCGAUGCUGGACGGGUUUUUACCCGCCGUGGAACAUGAGGUCGUGCGCGUGCCCAUCGGGACCACCGCGUCGUUUUAUUGUACGCCUCUGACAACGGGAAUUCCUGAUCCCGUCCAACUGGUAUGGCGACAUAACUACCUGACGAUCGCCGCCAACACCACUCCACCGUCGACGUCCGCAGAGUACUUCUACACCCACACGGUACACCAAAAUACCAGUUAUUUUUUCAUCCAUAACAUGACCUUUGAUGCCCGCGGCGACGUGGAUUGCCUGCAGUACAUCAAUAGUAGCGACGGACUACAAGUAAUUAAACACUGGGAGCUGAUGGGGAAAUUCCACUCGUCUAAACAAGUAUUUGCCGGCGAGAUGACGACGAUUCGAACACGCUCCACCCGAAUCUUCCAAGCUUCUGAAAUUGCCUUUACAUGCACGACAACGUUUAACUGUAUUUGCGGUACACGCACCCCCGAUUUUAUAUGGAAAGUGGAAGAGAAAUUCGCCAUCGUGCCCAAUGAACCACCCGGAAUGAAAGAGUUCUUGUUCGAAGCGUUUGACUCGAAGACCACUGACCUUUUAAAUCCGCUGGGUGUGUUGGUAUACAAUACUUCGUACGAAUGCCGACUGGCCGCUGAUCCCGAGCAAAUACGAUGCCGGAUGACUAUGCACGCCUACGAGUCUCUGUCACUUCGCGAUAAACCGUUGCUCGUCCAGUGCUGGGUGCAACCCGACCGUACCCGGAAUGAAUGGUUCGUCCAGAAAGCCACUUUUAAUAAUCUCGGGAAAAAGUUUAAUUUUUCAGUUUAUGCGAGUAGUUGAGCGAUGUCACAUUGAUUUUAUGAUUUACGGGUUACCAGUUUGGUCGCAUUGGUUGCAUCAGUUUGAUCAAUCUGUUAAUUUUUUCAAUAACCACCUUACCGAAAACGGUUUUCACGCCCUUGUACAAAAAUCAUCUGGCUCUACAAUUUCUUUUA
Paramacrobiotus metropolitanus is the source of this 2036-nucleotide messenger RNA. RefSeq lists its product as uncharacterized. The transcript has 3 exons. The record is from RefSeq and is a predicted model, not a curated record. Bases 898 to 1881 code for a protein of 327 amino acids. NCBI's taxonomy places the organism in Eukaryota, Metazoa, Tardigrada, Eutardigrada, Parachela, Macrobiotidae.